Molecule: messenger RNA, 2173 nt
Organism: Tuber aestivum (summer truffle)
Lineage: Eukaryota; Fungi; Ascomycota; Pezizomycetes; Pezizales; Tuberaceae
Source: the annotation of a GenBank genome assembly
AUGUCGUCUGGCAUACCUGAUCGCGUUCAUCCCCAUUCUCCAAUCCACCUCUUUCCCCCCUCCGCCUCCCAAUCCCAACAUGAGAUAAAAUAAAUUCUACAUAGCAAUGACAAACACACCCCAUAGCUCCUUGAGACCGACAAAACCCUUGCGUUCCUCGACAUCAAUCCUCUCUCCAGUGGACCCGCGGCAACCUCUCCUCUUCUGCCCUCCCCCACCUCCUCCCACAGGCAAGUAAGCGAAUAGCUAACCCACAUCCAGCUCAUAAUCCCCAAACCCUACCUCGAAAAGCUCCACCAUGUGCCUGGCGCAGAACUCAGCGAGCGCCUCCCCACCGCAAACAAGCUCUCGAUAACAGUCCUUACAGUAGAGCACAACAUUUUACAAAAUCGGCGUGGGGCUCAUCAGCUUAUUGAUCAUGUUUAUAUUCAUAUGGUAGGUCCCCCCAUUAGGUCAUGCUCAGUGGAAGCAUUUGAAGGGCUAAUCAUUUGGUGGUGUUGCGUAGAUUCCGAAGCCGAAUACAAAGCAGGGGCUGGGGAUUGAGCGGCCGGCGCAGGCUACUGAUAUGGAUUGGUUGAAGGUACUGUUUGAAGGAUUGAAGACGAGGAUUUAGAGGGGGCGAGGGAAUAGGGUUGAAGCAUUGCUUUUUUAAAUGUGUGGGAUACGAUCGCGCCAUUCAAUUGGUUUCUGUGAUAGUAGCAGAAAGUACCUGGCCUAAUAUAAAAGAAAACGGUGAAGACAGCUCUAAGCCCUCAAUUUCUUUCUCUCCCCGGACCCCCUCCUCCUUUUAGGCGUCUAGCUAAAUUGGGCCUCGCGGGCUGCCCUAUCCCACCUCGGUCCAUCCACCUCUCGAAAACCAUUCUCACUCGCUCAUUGGCUCCCUAUCACGCAAUCGUUUGCAACAAAAGAAGAGUAAAGUGAGCAACCGAACCCAACUGAAAGAACGGUAACCGGAAAAAGGAAAGGGGCGAGGGUAGUGAAAACUGCAUGGUGGUAAGAUGUGCAUAGGGUGCGGCGUGAUUAGGAGGCAUAGAAUUCAUGUAUAGCUCAGGAUGGUAUAGAUAUAGGACGUUGAACAGCAGGGAGAGGUAAGAGAGCGGUGAUGAUGAUGGUGAUAAAAAGUAAGAUUCUAUGCAUACACUAACAUGAACGAAAAGAGAAUGAGUACUGUUUCUUGAUCGAUAAAGUGAGAUGAGCAAAUCAGUGGAAAGGAGGAAGCUUCCAUCCAUGUUCUCGCAAACUCAUCUCGAGUCGGAGAAGCAUGUGUGGUUCUUCUCCUGUGUCCGCCCUGUUUGGCAAUUUUUUCCCAGGUUAGUCUCGUCCUGUCAUAUGCAAGGAAUCAAUUUCAACCUGCUAAUCUCGUCUUUCUAGAUAAUUUCUUAAUGAUCUGCUACCCGUUCCUGAACUUCCAUCCGUCCGAGGGCAUAUUUUCCUCAAGAUCUAUUAGAGGAGAAGGGCCCAGAACAUCGUGCAUGUACCUAAUCAUUUCUUAGCCUCUCCUUUCUAAAUAAUCUUAGCCCUCGUUGGAGUGAACACCCCCGGUACCCCAUAACUACCCCAGCACCGGCACCACUGCCCCUCUUUCCAAUCCCUCCCAGACCGGGGCUCCUCGUGCUCAUCCGUGCAUUCCUUGUUCUCCUCCACUCCACCAUCCCCCUCGCGGCGCGAACCUGCGCUUCCAGUAGCACAGACUCACCACCGCUCACUCGCCCAGCGCCCUUCAACGCCUCUCUUAAACCUACCUAUCCCCCCCGCAGCGCAAUAUACUCCAUCCUGAUCCUCACGACAUACCUGCGUGCCUUCUCUUCAUAUGUGCCCACCAACGCGAGUAACUCCUUGCUCGCGCGCGGUAGUCCAGCCCACGAACCCGCGUCCAUGGCAAGUCUGACCUCGCUCGAUCGCGCUAAAUUCCCGGACUAUGGAGGUGUAAUUUGGGGCGUGCUGGCGGGAGAGCGUCUUCAAGGUAUGUAGGAUUGUGCUGGCCUCAUGGGUGAGAGCUGAGAAAGUGUUGAUGUGGCGCAUGAGUAUUUCGGGCGGGAGAGGAUGAGAGGUGUUAGGUCAGGGAGGACGGAAGGUGGAGGUAGGGGUUGUUUUUUUGGGAGAUAUUUAUAGAACAGGGGAGGUGGUGGGAGGUGGUGGUUGCGGUGCUGGAGGGUUCAAAAGUUGGCGGAGU